Messenger RNA from Anolis sagrei ordinatus, 1180 nucleotides. It is a transcript of the gene MVB12A, whose product is annotated as multivesicular body subunit 12A. Gene Ontology annotation, cellular component: cytosol; ESCRT I complex. Lineage: Eukaryota; Metazoa; Chordata; Lepidosauria; Squamata; Anolidae. Gene Ontology annotation, biological process: endosome to lysosome transport via multivesicular body sorting pathway; regulation of epidermal growth factor receptor signaling pathway; viral budding. The record is from RefSeq and is a predicted model, not a curated record.
CCCUGUGUCGCGUCCCUCAGUGUGAGGCAGGCUCCGCUCCAGGAGGGAAGCAAGGGAGGGGAGUGGGCGCCGUCCCGGGGCCGCCAUGACCGCGCCGCUGACCGGCCUCGCUUGGACCUCGGCCAACGUGGCAAGCGCGGGAUGGACUUCGAUCACAUCAACUGUGGAAGGAACAUCCGCCAACUUUGGGAAAGGAUUUGCACAGAAGUACUACCUCUGUUAUACAUCAACAAUAAACAAUAUGAAUCCUGCAGGAGAUGUACUCUAUGACGUCAUAAUCUUGAGUGAGAAAACACCAUUGCCUACUGGAUACACUUACGUUAAAGAAUUUUCAGAUUCAAAGACAUCCAUCUCCAAGAAGAAGAGGCUGUGUGUCAAGCUAAUUCCGCUGGGUGCGGCAGAAACAGCCGUCUUUGACAUCCUGCUGAGCAGCAAAAGCAAAGUGGUCCCAAAUUACUUGCGCAUAGGGGAAAUGGGUGGAUUUGCACUUUGGUGUCGAAAGGAGUCUGUUGCCAAACCUAAACCUCUCCCUAAGCCACGGAACAUCAGUUUAGAAAUGAGAAGGCUCUCACUAGAACCAGAAAAUGCAGACCUUCCAUCAGAAAAGCCCACAGUCCCCACAAGGCCAGCGGCUCUUAAGCGACAUGAGUCAAUAUAUGAAAGUUCAAAUGUCUACGGCAUCUCGGCCAUGGAUGGAGUUCCCUUCACCCUGCACCCCAAGUUUGAGAGCAGCGUCAGUGGGGGCACUAAUGCAUUUUCUCUCUUUCAAAACUUCAAUAUCAAGUCUCUUGCUGACAUUGAGAAAGAGUAUGACUAUGGAUUUGUAGUGGAAAGAACUGCAGCCGCCAGGCUUCCGCCCAGCAUCUCAUAGCGUCAGCAGUUUCUUGAAGGAUGUGCCUUUCUGCAUUGGAGGCUCUUACCCAAACAGACAGCCAACUAACUGCAAUGCGCAUGGAAGUGCUCUUUUAUAAAAGGAAGGAACUCUUGGGGCCAGGGCUUUAGUGGUUAAAGCUUGUAAAUUAUAUUCUUGCCUACUGGAAGCUCACAGAACUCUCAGCACUAUAUCCAUUUCAUUAUUCAUAGAAGCAAAAUGUCUUCAGUAUCAUUCCUCCAUAUAUGUAUUUUCUAUGCAAAACAUAUUUUUAAAUAAACUUGCGCGCUUCCUUCUGGCAUUUCUAAA